AUGUAUCAGAUCUCGAAGAUAAAGAUGAAUCCAGACGCUGUAAAGUCCACUCUCACCAAUCUCGCGUUUGGAAACGUAAUAGCAGCAGCUGCUCGUAAUUAUCAAAAGGAAUUGCUUAGUGAAGAGAAGGCAGCGCAAUCAAGUUCUAUAAACGAGGAGGUUGACCUCGAUGAUUUGAUGGAUGAUCCCGAAUUGGAAAAAUUGCAUGCAGACAGGAUUGCAGCUUUUAAGAAAGAAGCAGAGAAACGGGAGGCAUGGAAGAAGAAAGGUCAUGGGGAAUUUAGGGAAGUAACUGAAGGGGAUUUCUUGGGUGAAGUCACUGGAAGUGAAAAAGUUAUCUGUCAUUUCUACCACAAGGAGUUCUAUCGAUGCAAGAUAAUGGAUAAGCACUUAAAGUCCCUUUCAACAAAGCAUAUUGAUUCGAAGUUCAUCAGGCUUGAUGCAGAGAAUGCACCGUUCUUUGUUACAAAAUUGGCAAUCAAAACUCUGCCUUGUGUCAUACUCUUCAGACAAGGAGUUGCAGUUGAUAGAUUGGUAGGGUUUCAAGAUCUGGGAGCAAAAGAUGAUUUCACCACAAGAGCACUGGAGGUUCUGCUGAUAAAGAAAGGUAUUAUUGCCGAGAAAAAGGAAGUGGAUGAGGAAGAUCAAGAAUAUGAUGAAAGUAAACGACGAAGUGUUAGAUCCUCAGCGGCUGCUGAUUCUGAUUCUGAAUAA
Messenger RNA from Vicia faba (fava bean), 714 nucleotides. Lineage: Eukaryota; Viridiplantae; Streptophyta; Magnoliopsida; Fabales; Fabaceae. The record is from the annotation of a GenBank genome assembly.